GGGAGCUUAUUUUGGAACAAGACACAGGCCCCCAUGGGCUGAUUCUCGCCUAAUAUUCGGUGUGUACAAACUUACGAGAUGCGAGUGUGCGUCUGGGCGGCAUGGGAUUGGCAAGGAACUCUUGGUGUGGCUUAACAUGGCUGUUACGAGGAAGUUCAAUAAAAGUAUAAAUGGUGAAGGGGCACUCAACUUCCUUCGUUCCAGAUCCCUAUCUUCCAUUCUCUUCACAACAGAAAUCUGAGCCAUAUCUAUAACGUAUCCCACAGGAGCUCACUCAAAAUGAGACUCAACUACCUUGCGGCCCUUUUCUUGGGCUCAUUCGUUGUUGCCCAGAAUGAUUAUCCCAAUCUCCCGACUUCCUUCCUUCAAACUUCAAGUCCUGUUACUCCACUGCUACAAGGAUUUCCAUGGGGCACAAGAACUGCCAACAAUACCAAUCCUUAUCCACCUGCCACUGGUGUCAUCCGUGCCUACGAUUUCACUAUCAAGCGGGGCACGGUAGCUCCAGAUGGUUAUACGAGGGAUGUUCUACUCGUUAAUGGCAAAUUCCCAGGCCCUUUGAUCGAAGCAAAUUGGGGCGAUACUAUCCAAGUUACUGUCCAUAAUGAAAUCAGUGGCCCUGCAGAAGGUACUGCCCUUCACUGGCAUGGACUUCUACAGAAAACUUCACAGUGGAUGGAUGGCGUACCAGGAGUUCAGCAAUGCCCGAUUCCCCCGGGAGGGUCCUUCACAUACAGCUUCUUGGCAGAUCUCUAUGGGAGUUCCUGGUAUCAUUCUCAUUAUUCUGCCCAAUACGCCGGAGGACUCUUUGGGCCCAUGAUUAUCCACGGCCCUUCUACUGUGAAUUAUGAUAUUGAUAUUGGCCCUGUUAUGUUGACCGAUUAUUACCACAAGGACUAUUUCAGCAUAUUAGAAGGAGUGAUGGGAACGAACCCAGAUCUUAGUCUGAUUGCACCACAAUCGGUCAACAACCUCAUCAACGGAAGAAACAAUUUUGAUUGCUCUACACUUACUUCUGACGAUACAGCUCACUGCGUCAGCAAUGCGGGUAUAUCUAAAUUCAAAUUCACAGCUGGCAAGAAACACCGACUUCGAUUGAUCAAUGCUGGAGCCGAAGCCAUCCAAAUGUUUUCUAUCGAUGGCCACAAUAUGACUGUCAUUGCAAAUGACUUUGUUCCUAUCAUCCCCUAUCAAACACAAGUUGUUACUCUAGGAGUUGGCCAACGGACAGAUGUUAUAGUCCAGGGUCUUCCUGUCAAGCAAGGCUCAUACACGAUGAGAUCGUCAAUUGCAGAUUGUUCUAGGACUAUCCAGCCAAACGCAACAGCUAUUGUCUACUACAGCAUCUUCAAUAAGGAAUCAAAACCAAAAUCCACCCCAUGGCCGGCCUUCACAGAAGCAGUUGCUAAUAAUUGCGCCAACGACCCGCUCACGGAAACCCAGCCCUGGUUCCCGAUCACGCCUGAUCCGUCUCCCCCAACCACAGAGACGAUCACUAUUGGAUUCGGCCAGAACGCAAGUGGCAACAGCGUCUUCACGAUGAACACAGUAUCUUUCCGUGCCAACUACAACGAGCCGAUCCUGCUGCUGUCGAAGCUCGGAAAUAACUCCUACCCCGACAGCCCUGAAUGGAAUGUCUACAACUUCGGCUCCAACUCCUCGAUGCGCAUCAUUAUAAAUAAUCCCGGCGGUCCGGCCCAUCCCAUGCAUUUACACGGCCAUAACAUGUUUGUCGAGAGCGUUGGUUUGGGAAGUUGGGAUGGAACCGUCGUCCGUCCUGCCAAUCCACAACGCAGAGAUGUGCAGAUUGUCCCGGCUGGGGGAUAUCUCGUCUUGCAGAUCACGGCUGAUAAUCCAGGAGCCUGGCCAUUGCAUUGCCAUAUUGCAUGGCACGUGUCUGCUGGGCUUUACGUCACUGUGCUGGAGAGACCAGCAGAUAUUGCGAACUUGCCAAUUCCGAGUAUUAUGUCGCAGACUUGCAGAGACUGGGCGGCUUUUGAGAACACGACAGUCGUGGACCAGAUCGAUUCCGGGUUGUGAUCCCCUUCCCCAUUUUUACAUCGUUUUACAGUUGACCUGAGUAAUUUGG
This is a messenger RNA of Amorphotheca resinae ATCC 22711, 2089 nucleotides long. RefSeq lists its product as hypothetical. The record is from RefSeq and is a predicted model, not a curated record. The transcript has 11 exons. Gene Ontology annotation, molecular function: oxidoreductase activity; copper ion binding. Lineage: Eukaryota; Fungi; Ascomycota; Leotiomycetes; Helotiales; Amorphothecaceae. The coding region runs from base 280 to 2040 and encodes 586 amino acids.